AUGCUUUCUCUAGUGCUCAGCGAGGGCUUUUCAAACACAAGAAGCUUAGUGAGAAAACACGAUGGCGAUAUUUUUGGUACAGGCUGCCUAACGUUGGUGUUUUCUUCCUCAGCAGAAUUCUGCCGCAUUGACAAGCCCUUGUGCCACGAUGAAGACGAGCAGCUCAGCUUCGAAGCCGUCCGCAACAUCCACAAGCAGAUGGAUGAUGAUGCCAAUGGCAACGUGGACGUAGAGGAGAGCGACGAGUUCUUGAGGGAGGACUUGAAUUAUCAUGACCCAACAGUCAAGCACAGCACCUUCCAUGGAGAAGACAAGCUCAUUAGCGUGGAAGACCUCUGGAAGGCCUGGAAGACAUCUGAAGUGUAUAAUUGGACAGUUGACGAGGUGGUUCAGUGGCUCAUUACCUACGUAGAGCUGCCACAGUACGAAGAGACCUUCAGAAAGUUGCAGCUGAGUGGACAUGCCAUGCCCAGGCUAGCAGUGAACAACGCUACCAUGAUGGGAAGUGUUCUGAAAAUGACAGAUCGAAGCCACAGGCAGAAGCUGCAGCUGAAAGCUCUGGACACGGUGCUGUUUGGGCCUCCUCUCUUAACUCGUCACAACCACCUGAAGGACUUCAUGCUGGUGGUGUCCAUCGUCAUCGGCGUGGGUGGCUGCUGGUUUGCCUACAUCCAGAAUCGCUAUUCAAAGGAGCACAUGAAGAAGAUGAUGAAAGACCUCGAGGGACUCCACAGAGCUGAACAGUCUCUCCAUGACCUUCAAGAAAGACUGCAGAAGGCUCAGGAGGAGCAUCGCUCUGUGGAGGUGGAAAAGGUGCACCUGGAGAAGAAACUUCAAGAUGAGAUCAGCAUUGCCAAGCAGGAGGCACACCGGCUCCGAGAACUGCGGGAGGGCACGGAGAAUGAACUGAGCAGGCAGAAAUACGCUGAGCAAGAACUGGAGCAGGUGCGGAUGGCGCUCAAGAACGCCGAGAAGGAGCUGGAGUCCCACUGCAGCUGGGCUGCGCCCGAGGCCCUGCAGAAGUGGCUCCAGCUGACCCACGAGGUGGAGGUCCAGUACUACAACAUCAAGAAACAGAAUGCGGAGAAGCAGCUGCUGGUGGCCAAGGAAGGGGCUGAAAAAAUUAAAAAGAAGCGAAACACCCUGUUUGGAACAUUUCAUGUUGCUCACAGCUCAUCUCUAGAUGAUGUUGAUCAUAAAAUCUUAACUGCAAAGCAAGCGCUGAGCGAAGUGACGGCUGCGCUGCGGGAGCGCCUGCAUCGCUGGCAGCAGAUAGAGCUGCUCUGUGGCUUCCAGAUCGUCAACAACCCGGGCAUCCACACCCUGGCAUCAGCCCUUAACGUUGACCCCAGCUGGAUGGGCACCCAGCGGCCUAACCCCUCGCACUUCAUCAUGACUGAUGACGUGGACGAUUUGGACGAAGAGAUCGUGUCUCCCAUGUCCAUGCAAUCUCCUGCCUUGCCCAGCACAGUUCGCCAGCGCCUGGUGGACCCACAGCAUGCCCACGGAUCUCAGAGGUUGGUAGAGAGUUAUGUGCAAGGCCAGAAUGACUCGGGCCAACCUGCCCAGUACCGGGCAGGCAGAGUGUCUCUCCGUCGAAUGCACAGCCUCUCCUCUGGACAGUCUUUCAGUUCCGACCUUCCCGGCACCAGCCCACCAUCUGCUGCCACCACCACCUCUUCCACCUCUUGCUCCUCAUCCACCACCACUGCAUCUGCUCCUGCUUGCCAUGUCCACCCUAUCUAUUACCAUCACACCACCUCCUCUUAUUUCCUUCAGAUGGACUCCAUCCCUGAUCUACCCCCUCCUGAUGUCACCUCUGGAGUUCGCUGUCGCACUGAGAGCUUUGGAGACUUAACUCGCUGCGACUCCGACUCCUCCAUCCCGCACCUGAGCGACCACCAGCGUAUCCCCAGCUCUGCGCCCAAGCUGCUGGCUGCCCGGCCCAACCUGCUGACCAGGUCCAUCGAGGAGGCUGCCCCCGGCCACCCUGCCAUCGGCGCACCCACGCCCAACGGCGGCAGCAGGCACACGGAAGCCUCCGCCCUGGGGUCUUUGCCGGAGCGGCUGCCCGAGAGCCCCAUGGUGAUGAAGAAGAUGAUGAUGGUGAACCACGGCAUGGAGAAGUCCUCCAGCCUGGGGGAGAUCAGCCACCCGACAGCCGGCAAGCACAGCCACUCGGAUUCCUCCCGGUCCCACAGCCCCAGCUCCACCGACCCCGACACCCCCUCCCCCAUCUCUGACUGCCGGCCCAGCAGCGCCAAGAGCACCCGCAUCCCGCAGCUGGCUGCCAAGAAGAGCCCGGGGGACGAGGACAGCAGCUUGACAGGCGAUGAGGUUGACCUCGGCCAGAGCAAGAAAAAGUUCCCCCUAAAGAUCUUCAAGAAGCCCAAGAAGUAGAGAGAGGAGGGGGGGAAGAGGAAACCCACCCAGGAGCGCGACCCGCUGAGACCGGGGGGCAGCCGUGCAUCGGGAACGCAGCGCACCCACCCGUCCCGGACCCCGCGGGCGCGGGUGCCGGCCAGCCCCCGCGGCCGCCCCCCCCGCG
Aptenodytes forsteri (emperor penguin) is the source of this 2548-nucleotide messenger RNA. It is a transcript of the gene STIM1, whose product is annotated as stromal interaction molecule 1. NCBI's taxonomy places the organism in Eukaryota, Metazoa, Chordata, Aves, Sphenisciformes, Spheniscidae. Bases 1 to 2400 code for a protein of 799 amino acids. Gene Ontology annotation, biological process: activation of store-operated calcium channel activity; intracellular calcium ion homeostasis; store-operated calcium entry. The record is from RefSeq and is a predicted model, not a curated record. The transcript is spliced from 11 exons. Gene Ontology annotation, molecular function: calcium channel regulator activity; protein binding; calcium ion binding. Gene Ontology annotation, cellular component: plasma membrane; endoplasmic reticulum.